AUGCCUUUAGCUAAAGACUUGCUUCAUCCUACUGCAAUCGAAGAACGCAGGAAACACAAAUUAAAGCGCCUUGUCCAACACCCAAACUCUUUUUUCAUGGAUGUAAAAUGCCCUGGAUGUUAUAAAAUUACAACUGUAUUCAGUCACGCUCAGAGCGUAGUUAUAUGUACCGGAUGUUCCACAAUUUUAUGUCAGCCCACUGGAGGACGAGCUAGACUAACUGAAGGUUGUUCUUUCAGGAAGAAAGCUUACUAA
Molecule: messenger RNA, 255 nt
Organism: Macrosiphum euphorbiae (potato aphid)
Lineage: Eukaryota; Metazoa; Arthropoda; Insecta; Hemiptera; Aphididae
Source: the annotation of a GenBank genome assembly